This is a messenger RNA of Stereum hirsutum FP-91666 SS1, 804 nucleotides long. RefSeq lists its product as uncharacterized. The record is from RefSeq and is a predicted model, not a curated record. Bases 1 to 804 code for a protein of 267 amino acids. NCBI's taxonomy places the organism in Eukaryota, Fungi, Basidiomycota, Agaricomycetes, Russulales, Stereaceae. The transcript has a single exon.
AUGCCGGACUCGGAUGAUGUCUUGGACGCUUCGACCUUACUCGCAACACGCAUCAAUAUCUUCUUCACUGGCAGGCCAGACUCAACCCCCAUUCCCGAUUUCGGCUCUCUGCCCGAAUUUAUCGAACGCGUUUUUCACGCCGGCUUCAGACACCCCAUUGCCGACCAUGCCUAUCUCGCCUUGUACAUUCUCGACCUUCUUUCGAAGAAAUCCGACUGGAAUCUACUACGCCAUGGCCACGGAAGACACCUGCUGGCUACUAUUCUUCUGGGUCUCGCCGAAGUUGUCUCCCGCGGUGACGAUAUCAACAACACAAAAGUCCAAGAAGACUCCGCUCAUUAUUGGGCCCGUAUUAUGCUCGUUAAUGCUGAUGGCUCGUACAGAGGACUUGGUGGUUCAAAGUUAACGUCAAUGGCGAACGGUUUGGGGGGGUUAUUUUUAGAUGGAUGGACAGACGCACUUAAGCGUUUAAGAAAUUGGCCGCAGAGGACUACGCAUAUCGACCUGAGUGGUUUAACGCGGUUUCGGGAGGCAAAUUCACUUCAUCUACGGCAUAUGACUGAGCCUUCGGGGACGCAGACUGCAGAGAGGGAUGAUGUCGGCAGAGCUGAAGUCCAACACCAACAAACCGAUUCUCUUCCGCCGUCCCCAGUCAUCGGCCUCGGCGUCUACGUCCCGCCCAUCAGACCGAUCGAGGGCGACGAAGACACAGACGACAACUUGAGGCGUCUCUUCCCCACUGCCUCAUUCAUUCCUCCCAUACAAGUUCGAUCUGCGUCUGACGUAGGUGAAAAUACUUGGUGA